This is a messenger RNA of Cottoperca gobio, 6433 nucleotides long. It is a transcript of the gene clockb, whose product is annotated as clock circadian regulator b. Lineage: Eukaryota; Metazoa; Chordata; Actinopteri; Perciformes; Bovichtidae. Gene Ontology annotation, biological process: regulation of transcription by RNA polymerase II; circadian regulation of gene expression. Bases 446 to 3169 code for a protein of 907 amino acids. Gene Ontology annotation, cellular component: cytoplasm; nucleus; CLOCK-BMAL transcription complex. The record is from RefSeq and is a predicted model, not a curated record. Gene Ontology annotation, molecular function: DNA-binding transcription factor activity, RNA polymerase II-specific; E-box binding; protein dimerization activity. The transcript has 24 exons.
AAAAUGUUUUCACCAUCGCUGGUUAUAGACAUUUCUCCGCUGCUGACAGUUAUGUUUUUGUCGGCUUUUGCGAAGAUCUUUCCCCGCGCGGAUGUUAAGGCUCAGUUUCCUCGCGCUGUUUGAGGACAAAUGGUGAGGUGUGGCUCACUCAUGAAGAUUUGUCUGUGCCUCAAAGGAUAGGAUCUAAAACAGCUUUGCCUGCAAAGAGACAUUCCAGAAAGUUUGGUUGAUCACCAUGUCUUUCUCGUGGUUUGUUGCCCUCUCGUGACCCCAAUGACCCCAACAGCAGUUUUGACCGUAGAGUCAGCUUUAACCCCAAACCUUUUCUACGACCCCUGAGAAAAGACUGACCAAGUGCAUAAGCUGUAUUGGGGUGGUCUUCCAAAUGCCUACCUCACGCCUAAAGAGCAAAUCACUGCAGCCACAGCCCUGAUCAGCAGCCAUCAUGACAUCAAGCGUAGGGGAUGAUUGUAGCAUCUUUGAUGGGUUGAUGGAAGAAGAUGAGAAGGACAAAGCAAAACGCGUGUCCCGUAACAAGUCUGAGAAGAAACGGAGAGACCAGUUCAAUGUCCUCAUCAAGGAACUCGGCACGAUGUUGCCGGGCAACACCAGGAAGAUGGACAAGUCCACCAUCCUGCAGAAAAGCAUCGACUUCCUGUGUAAACACAAAGAGAUCGCAGCCCAGUCGGAGUCGAGUGAGAUCAGGCAGGACUGGAAGCCUCCAUUUCUUAGCAAUGAGGAGUUCACCCAGCUCAUGCUUGAGGCUCUGGAUGGGUUCUUUAUAGCAAUAAUGACUGAUGGGAACGUCCUCUACGUCUCUGAGAGUGUCACCUCACUACUUGAACAUCUACCGACUGACUUGGUGGACCAGAAUCUGUUAAACUUCCUGCCAACCGGGGAACACUCUGAUGUGUACAAGGCUCUGUCCACACACCCCACCAACCACGACAACCUUAGCUCCGACUACCUAAAGACUAAGAACCACAUGGAGUUCUGCUGCCAUAUUCUGCGAGGGUCCAUUGACCCCAAAGAAUCGCCUGUCUACGAAUAUGUAAAGUUCAUUGGCAACUUUAAGUCACUCAACAACGUUCCCAACGCAGCAAGGAAUGGUCUCGCAGGGGUGUUACAACGCUCACUACAGCCUGCAUUCGAUGACCAGGUGUGCUUCGUAGCCACAGUUCGACUGGCCAAACCUCAGUUUAUCAAGGAGAUGUGCACAGUGGAGGAGCCCAAUGAAGAAUUCACCUCGAGGCACAGUCUAGAAUGGAAGUUCCUCUUCUUAGACCAUAGAGCUCCACCCAUCAUAGGCUACCUGCCGUUCGAGGUUCUGGGAACAUCAGGGUACGACUAUUACCAUGUGGAUGACCUGGAGACACUAGCCAAGUGCCACGAACACUUGAUGCAGUACGGCAAAGGGAAGUCUUGCUACUAUCGUUUCCUGACUAAAGGUCAACAGUGGAUCUGGCUUCAGACGCACUACUACAUCACCUAUCACCAGUGGAACUCUCGACCUGAGUUUAUUGUCUGUACGCACACAGUAGUCAGCUAUGCAGAGGUGAGGGCAGAACAACGCAGAGAGCUGGGCAUUGAAGAGUCUAAUCCAGAAGUAACUGUAAACAAGAGUCACGACUCUGGCUCAGAAUCCCAGCUGAACACGUCCAGCCUCAAGGAGGCUCUGGAGCGAUUCGACCGCAGCCGAACACCCUCGACCUCCUCGCAGAGUUCUCACAAGUCCUCAUCGCAUGUCUCUGACAACACUUGCACUUCCUCCAAGCUACACAUGGACACGGCCACACCUCCUCGGCAGUCCAUGACCUCCACCAUGGAGAUGACGUCACAGCGUCGCUCAUCCAUCAGCAGCCAGUCUAUGAGCUCUCAGACCACAAGCCAGAGUGUAACUCCAGGUAUGAUCACGCAGCAGCAACAGCAACAACAACAGCAACAACAACAACAACAACAAUCACCAGAGCAGCUACAGGCAAACGUACAGCCGGUGAUGGAGUUCUCGGCGCAGGUGAAUGCCAUGCAGCAUCUGAAGGAUCAGCUGGAACAGAGGACAAGACUGAUCCAAGCCAACAUCCAGCGGCAGCAGGACGAGCUGAGACACAUCCAGGACCAGCUGCAGAAAGUCCAGGGACAGGGCAUACAGAUGUUGCUGCAGCAGCAGGGUGGAGCGAUGAACGUGCAGCUCCCCCAGGUGGGGUCGGUGCAACAAACAGCUACUUUGACCAAUCAGGUCCAGCAAACAACAAUUAACCCCGCCCAUUCAGGAACUCAGCAGCUCACCAUCCAGCAGCAGGCACCACCCCCCCAGCAGAACCUACAGCAGCAGCCGACCAACGCCCUCACACAGGAAUUCAUUUCAUGUCCCUCCCUCCUUCCCCACAUUACCGCCCUCCAGCCCCAGCGUCAGCCCCAGCAACCUCCCCAGGCUCAGCCCCAGCCCCAGGGCUCUGUGUCCGCUCCACUAUACAACACCAUGAUGAUUUCCCAGCCAGGGCAGCCCAACGUGCUGCAGAUCAGCACCAGCCUGCCGCAGACCAACACCCAGCAAGGCACCGCAGUGGCCACCUUCACACAGGACCGACAGAUCCGGUUCCCAGCAGGGCAGCAGCUGGUGACCAAGCUUGUGACGGCUCCAAUGGCAUGUGGAGCAGUCAUGGUGCCCACCUCCAUGUUCAUGGGACAGGUGGUCACUGCCUACAACCCCUUUGGUGGACAACAGCAGGGAGGGCAAACCCAGACCCUGACUCUGCAACCAGCCCAACCGUCCCAAGGUCAGCCCGACGGCCAAAACCAGACGACUGUAGUGGCUCAGGGUGGCCAGCAGGGGCAGCAGCAACAACAGCAAUUCUUACAGGGCACUCGUCUCCUCCAUAGUAACCAGUCUACCCAGCUGAUUCUGCAGGCAGCUUUCCCACUCCAACAGCAGGGCACUUUUACGCAGGCAGCGCACCAACAACAACCACAGCAGCAGCAACAACAACAACAGCAGCAGCAGCAGCAGCAACGGCAACAGCAGCAGCAGCAGCAGCAGCAGCAGCAACAACAACAGCAGCAACAAUCUCACCACCAGAGGCACCAGCAGCAGCUAAAACCACAGCCCCAGAAACAGCUGAAAGCCCCGUCAUCGCACAGGACUGACAGUGUCAGCAGCCAACCGCAGUGAAGUCUGAAGGAGAACAACCAGGGGAAUGAAAGCUCUAAGGGAUUGUUGCAGACAUUUGUUUUGGUCGUGGCUGUAAAGAAAACUUAAUUUCCCCCAAAAUUGACGUCCUCCUUUUCCUCCAUCAGAAAGAAAUUUAAUCGUAGGAAAGAGGAGCGCCUGUGAGUCCUCAAGGAACUCACCAUAGAUUGUCACCAUGGCAACACGAUGGAUUCAAUUCCACCAAUUGUGAGGGAGCUCCAGUCUCCGUGGAAACCCCAACAAAAAUACAGAGGACACCUUAUCGCCACAGUAACGAUGGACUGUUUUGAAGGUGUGUCAAAGUGGACUGACUGACCUUGUACAGAUUAACUGUAUGAUAAAAAAAAAGUGUAAAUAUCAAAUAUAGCCUAACAGAAAAUGUAGUAUUUUAUAUGAUUGCAUGGAAAGAAUAACUGUAAGCUUUUAUUAGUCGCUUUUGAAAAAUGAAUUUUUACUUUGUUCAAGUGUUUUCUGCUCAAAGAUGGAGCAAUGACGUGCUCUCUCAGUCUUCUCUCCCCCCCGACCCCCCCACCCCACCCCCCCUCCUUCUCUAAAAAAAAAGACAGUCCAGAAUAAUAAGGCUUUAAAGUUCUGUCGGUUUGGUUGGGCUUGGGUUGUCUUGUGGAAAUUGUGUUUUUAAACACUGUGUCUCUGAGACAAGAUUUUCUCUUUUUAACUUUGUAAGUACAAAUUAUGUUUGGCAAAAAAACUAGAUCACAUUUUUGACUGAAUUCUUUGCAGAAUGAUCACUGUACGUAUAACGGGUUUAGUGAUUCCAAGUGCCAAUAACGGUCAAUUAUGUUUUUAUUUUGUUUUUCGAGCAGACUAUUCAAAGGCGUAUAUAUAUUUUCCAUCAAGAUAUUACCCCUAUUAAAGUUAACGCGUAUGUAUAUAGUAGGGAUUAUUUUUUAACAGUCAGAGAGCCCUAUAAGUAACAAACAAUAUAUCCUCAACCUCCUGAAACUUUAGCACUUGAUGUGGUUGUGUACAGUAAAUCACUGUCCAGACCUAGUUGUUUGUAAUCCGUGGUGUGAUUCCGUGAGCUAGUGUGUUUUUGGGAAUACAAUCUUUGUGUGCAUGAGUGGGCAUGAGAGUGUCUAUGGUUGGUGUGUGUGUGUGUGCGUGCGUGCGUGCGUGCGUGCGUGUGUGUGCGUGCACGCGCGCUUGUUGCCCCUUGUGUCUUACGAUAUUUGACUUAGUAAGGGUUUGAAGUUGCUGGAUGGUACUUGUAUUCUCAGGAAUGUGGAAAGUUUUUUGCUUCUGCCUCAGUCUGGAACCAGACAUGGAGGGAUUAGACGUUGAUGCUGCAAAGACCAGAGGAAGAAGUGUCUGUGUGAAAAGUGUGACUGGUGACUGAAUCAAAUUUGACCCAGAUCCCUUCGAGCCUUCCUCUUUAUUUCCUUAUCAAAAUAGUAUGAAGGGAGAAGUCUCCAGGGGAGAAGACAGUAAGAAUAUGAUGUUAUUUUGUAAAGAGGGGAGGAUACGUUAGCAAGAGGAUUAAAUCCAAAUGUAAAAUCAUUUAUUUGAGUUGGAGUUUAAAGUCAGAAUUAUAACUUUAACCUCAGAACAUCAUACAGUAUAUAUUUUUCACGUGACCCUAAUCCUCUUCUGUAGAUAAGACAUGAUGGAGUAUAAAUAUGGAACAAUUAUUUUCAGCUAUUCACCCAGAUUGGAAUAUAUUGACCUCAUUGUACCAGCAAACCUGCAUUUCUUAUGGUCUUCUGUAUCAUCAGUGUUUCAUCCUUCUAUCUCUUCCUAGGCCUCAGAAACCCUCAUGCAGUUCAGUUCACUCGUCUCUGGUUAAAAUCAGGGCUGGGCCCAAGUCCUUUUCAAAUACAUGGAUGGGAAUGGGCUCAUCUCCUCUACUACAGUUGUAAGCCAUAUCAAACAGAAAAGCCUUGGGUUGGAGGACAUGUAAUGGUUGGCAAAGGAGCAUUUAGAAUGUGUUGUUUUGUCUCUGAGUGUAGUUAAGACUGUGUGCGUGCGUUUGUGUGAAUAUAGAGUUUCCUACUUGUAUCACUCGGGGGUCAGCAUUGGUUUCCCCUGGCGAUAGCCAAUCAGUUCUUGCGUUGCAGUAUAAAGAAAUAAUUGUAAUAUUCAAGAAACUUCCUCUCCGGUUGGGCCCAGUAUUCUGCAAGCCCGUGUGUGGGACAGCUCAACUUGAAUACAUGUUUGUGUGAAAGAGAGAGUUUGUAUGCAUGUUAACUGUCACUGUAACCCGUUAUAUUUUCAUAUGGAAACAGAUGUGUGACUGGUAAAUAAUGGAUGUUAGGCAAUGCAGAGCAUUGGUCACCUGUCAGGCUGUAAAGAAGAUGUGCAGUGUUAUUGCUCAACAAUGACAGACUGCUCAACAAACACUUAUCACAACAAUUACACAUCAGACAUGUCUCAAAUGGUAAUCCUCUGAGAUUAAGUUUUAUUUUUUAGAUUGGCAAUUUGUGUGACUAUGCGGGGACAAAUGCUCCUCUUGACUUUGUCUACAAAUAAGGAAUAGAAGAGAGGAUUUAGAGGGUCUUACUAUUUGAACCAGGUCUUCCACCCAUCACAUAACAAAUGUAGAUCCUCUAUAGACUAGUUUGUGUUUAAGGCGUCACUCUAAAGGGUAAUGUUCAAAUGUUUAUAGUAUGUGUCACUGAUACCCAGCCCAAAGAAUGUAAAGGUGUUUAAAGAGACUAAUGGAUGUUGUAACUGUUGAUUAUGGAGAACCUUUGACAGGCUUUGGGAUGAAGGAAAAUGUUGGGUGUGAAAGAAAAUCAUGUUUCUCACUACAAGGAUCCACAUAUAGAAUCAGAAAUACAAUCUUAUUUACUGGCUUUGCAUUCUUCAAAAAUCCUCCUGAAUGUUUCACCAUUUCUGUUUUUGCAACAAUAUUUCAUGUUCCAGUUGGAGAAAGAGUUAAAAAAAAAGUGCUGAACGCUAAGGUGUAGGAUAUUUGAAAUGCUCCUUCACACAGAUACACAGAUCACCUUUUCACUACUCAAUCUGGUUCUAAAGAGUUCUAGUAUAAAACUGUACACAUACACAAAGCGAAGAACACCAGUAUUCAGUGUAAAACGGUGCUAUGCUUACCUGUACUGUAUGUAUGUAUGUAUAUCCCUUCUUCUGCUCUUGAACUGUGCUCCUUUUAUCUACCCCAAAGUCAAAUGUAAUAAUAAUCAAGAUUUUGAAGCAAAAUGUUUGCUCUUAUUAUAACCCCCCUCUACCCUAUUGGUCAAUUUGAAAAUAAAAACGGUUGCAAAUACGUGA